AUCCCAAGAAAGCCUUCUGAUUGGCUGAUUUUCUCUGUGCAUGUCUGUCAGUCAUUGCCGUUUAGCAAGUUCGGUUGAAUUGUUGGAAGUUUUUGUAAAGCAGCUUCAGAAACUCCUUCCGUCUAAAAUGAGUGAUCAACAAAGUGAAAUGAGCACUUUGCUGGAAAAUGAUGGAGAAUCUCUUAAGAAAUCCAACAGUUCAGGCCAAGAAACCCAGCAGCCAUCUCCUUUAGCCCUAUUGGCUGCCACUUGCAGUCGAAUAGAUGAAAAUGACGCACAGGAAGCAGCUCAGAUUGUAAACUCUGCUCAGAUGUCUCAGAAUGCUAAUGGUUGGCAGAUUAUCCCUCAGAUCAUUCCUCAGGUUAACACUGGCUGUGAUAAAGCCUUGUCUCAGAAGCUGGGCGGCAGCGAGAUGGAGCAGCAGCAGUUUGUUUUGUCUCCUACAGCGUUACAGGGUCAGCAGGUCCUUACAGCACUGUCUGGGGUCUUACCCAAUAUUCAGUACCAGGUUAUUCCUCAGUUUCACACUGUGGACGGACAGCAGCUCCAGUUCACUCAGACCUCCCAUGAUGCUUCUGGAACAGGACAGAUACAGCUUGUUUCAUCAGCCAAUGGGAGCCAACCUCUCAUUACCACAGUAACCAAUCAGACUGCAGGAAGUGGAAACAUCCUCACCGUUCCUGGAGUGAUUCCUUUCCAUAACCUCACAUUGGGAAACUCAGUUCUGACCAAUCAGACGCCAUUUAUUAAUAUGCCUUUAGCGCUCAAUAACAUCACUCUACUUCCUGUUAGCACAGGAGCCAGUACAGUGAAAAGUGAUGACGUGUCUAAUGGAAUAAAUCAGCAGCUUGUCCAAAGCCAACAGACAGCAAUAACAGCAGUGUCCAGCUCAGAUGUUAGCAGUACACAUACUCCCAGUUUGUACACAGAAGGUGUUUCAGCUACAAACAGUGUUGUGACUGCCAGCACAGUCCAGAACGUUACAGCAGGACUCUCCGUCCAGUCUGACUGCAGAGAGACACAGCAGAUCCUCAUCCAACCUCAGCAGCUAUUUCAGGGAACGUCCACUUUACCUACUGUCCAAUCAGGAGCCAUUCCUGCAGGUCAUGUGUUCACUGCACACACACUUCCACAAGAUGGCCUGCAGAACCUGCAGAUCCAGUCGAUCAAUAACGGGCCAAUCCUGCUGAGGACGGUGGGGCCAAACGGACAAGUCAGCUGGCAGACCCUUCAGCUGCAGAGUCCUGCUGGAGCUCAGAUUACUGUGGCAUCACUUCCUUCUAUGACAUCAAUUCCUGCACUCACACAGUCUGGCACCAUUAACCUGAACAAUGCCGGAGUGCAGAUGCAUCAACUACAGGAAGUUCCGAUCACCAUCAACACAUCAGGUGAUCAGGGAGCUGGAGGAGAUGUCAUGGACGACACCGUGUUGGAUCAAAGUUUAGACAUGGCUCCGUCGAGUCGCCGCUCCCGCAGAGAAGCAUGCACGUGUCCAUACUGCAAAGAUGGAGACGGGCGCACUGACCCCAGUAAGAAGAAACAGCACAUCUGCCACAUCACAGGCUGUGGGAAGGUUUAUGGGAAGACGUCUCACUUGCGGGCACACCUGCGCUGGCACUCGGGCGAGCGGCCGUUUGUGUGCACAUGGGCUCACUGUGGAAAACGCUUCACCCGCUCCGAUGAGCUGCAGAGACACAGACGCACACACACUGGGGAAAAGAAGUUUUCAUGUCCAGAGUGCCCGAAGCGUUUUAUGCGAAGUGAUCAUCUGUCCAAACACAUCCGUACUCACACGAAGAAGAAGCCAAUGGGAACCUCUGACAGUGGCCCGGACCAGACGCUCAUUACCAUGGAGACGCUGUCACCUGAUGGCAUGGCCCAGUUAGCGAGCAGUGGCAUCAAUGUGGUGCAAGUGGGAGACAUUCAUCCCAAUAACCUCAACACUAAUGGCUUCUAACUGCCACUAACCAGGUGCUGAUGGCUGAGAUAUACAACUGUAUGUUUUUCUUUUUUAAAUACAACCCCAAGCCAUUAAGUAGACAUUUAGCCAUCAUUUAGUCCUCAUUAAGCCAUUAUGAUGUCACAACAUUGUCAGAGUGAAUAAUUUAAACACUUUAUUGCUUUUUUUUUUGUAUAUAAAUUAUAUUUUUCUAAACUCUGUGCCAUUGUGUUGUGUAUGAUUCAUACACAUCUCAUAAUGUUUUAUAUCAAAUUGAUUAACUAGCAUGAGGUGUGUGUGUGAGUGUGAGUGUGUGUGUGUGGGGGGGGGACAUGAACUGAACACACACUGAUACACACUCUAUCGUGUAUUCUCAAUAAAUCAUCUUUCUGUAAUUAAAGGUUGGUGAAUCAA
Tachysurus vachellii is the source of this 2353-nucleotide messenger RNA. RefSeq names its product sp1 transcription factor (gene sp1). Gene Ontology annotation, biological process: regulation of transcription by RNA polymerase II. The transcript is spliced from 7 exons. The record is from RefSeq and is a predicted model, not a curated record. Bases 41 to 1957 code for a protein of 638 amino acids. Gene Ontology annotation, molecular function: RNA polymerase II cis-regulatory region sequence-specific DNA binding; DNA-binding transcription factor activity, RNA polymerase II-specific. NCBI's taxonomy places the organism in Eukaryota, Metazoa, Chordata, Actinopteri, Siluriformes, Bagridae.